CUAAUUUCUAAACCCCUCUCAAUUGACAAAAUCUCAAGCUUGCUUGCAUUUUGUUCAAUUGGAUUGAGGAAGGAGUAAUAAUGCAUCCUCCAUUAACGCUUCACAAGCAUCCCAUGUGUGCCGAAGGGGUUCUCUGGCUAUUUCUCCAAUUAAAGCUUCAAACAGCCCAAAAUGCACCAUCUUAAAUCCUAUACUCAUAAUGGCAAUGUCUUUUCUAGUCCGUGAAUAUGGUGCAAAUGUGGUUGUCCAAGAACAUUUAAAGUCCUCUGAAAUUGUUGAUGUAUCAAAGAUAAUUGAGCUGUUCCAGCAGUGUCAUUUGGAUCAUCCUAUUGGUAAAUUCUUUGGUGAAUGUACGGAUCUCAAGAUAAAGCUUGAUCGUUGCUUUCGACAGGAAAAAGCUCUAAAGAGGAAAGAAAACUUUGAACAGAGUAAGAAACUGAAGGAAAGGUUGCAUGCUUUCAGGAAAGAAAGUGCUGAGACAAGCACCGAGUAGGGUAAUUUUGUACCCUUAAUUGCCAAGUCUUCGACGAUGGUGGACCCAUUUUUUUCUUUUUAACCACACAAUUAUUUAACAUAGACCGAAGAUGAUAGCGUGUUUAUAUGCUAUCACAUAUUGGUGAUAAGCUGGAAUGAGCAAAUUAGAUUGCUCUGCAUAUUUCUUUUCAUGCAUAAAAGAAAAUGGAACUAUGAUUCAUAAUAGUUUAUUUGAUUGAGUUACCCAACCAGCUUGUAUAUCUUUAUUUGUUACAAUUCACAUUUUCAAAAUAAAUUAUAUGUCAUUACAGAUUCAUUUGUUUA
Messenger RNA from Cannabis sativa, 798 nucleotides. RefSeq lists its product as uncharacterized. Lineage: Eukaryota; Viridiplantae; Streptophyta; Magnoliopsida; Rosales; Cannabaceae. The transcript is spliced from 4 exons. The record is from RefSeq and is a predicted model, not a curated record. Bases 200 to 493 code for a protein of 97 amino acids. Gene Ontology annotation, cellular component: mitochondrion.